AUGCUCACUCCCGCAACGGAUCAAGGCUCUAGGGGAUUCAAGAUGCUUCGCCGCCAUUACGUGCAAGCAAGCAAAGCUGGAGCUCGGGCCCGUCGAUUACAGAUCGUCGUGGCUCAGCUCUCGUUAAGCCAGAAAACCUUCGAUAGAAUCGAAUUCACUCUGACAUCUGUCGAAGCCAACCAGUGGAUUACGGCUAGGCAAUCUCGACGCCUAGGAAAGGGCAUGGUGUGCAUCAUUAAACUUUUGAGUAGUCGGUCUGUUCUUCUCCAGGGGACGUACUCAGGAAUCGAAGGAGAGUUGAGUCGCAUAGCAACGAAGAAGGUUCAUAGCGUACCGCGAAGCGGCGAAUCAGCGUGGCCAAUAGGCGAAGAGUCUGAAAUGAGGUGA
Molecule: messenger RNA, 387 nt
Organism: Striga asiatica
Lineage: Eukaryota; Viridiplantae; Streptophyta; Magnoliopsida; Lamiales; Orobanchaceae
Source: the annotation of a GenBank genome assembly